CGCUAUUCUGAUUGCACCGCUUCGAAGAGGAUGCAGACCCCUCCAUAUGAGGCGCAGCAACUGCGUGGUUGUGAAACGCGGACAGAGAAGGCUCCCGUCGUCGAUCUUGGCGGCGAUGAUGACGAGCCCUUGGAGAGACACCGCAUUCGCAUUCGUACGACGGCGACCCCACGGCCGGAGGUGGUCGUGCGGGUUGUUACAAACGAUAGGCCAGUCUCGGGCAAGCUGCCCGCCACGCCGUCUCAGCCACGUCAGCGCAACGACGCUGGUGAUGGAGGGUCCGUUCAACGUGUUGGCGGGGGGGAAGUCGUGGCAGACGCUCGCGCAGUUGGUGCCCAGGUGGCAGGUGCCGUGGGGGCAGUUGGUUCAGGCAAUGUGGGCGCCAUAGCGACUGGGAGGGAGGACGCAGCAGUUGUGGCGACGGCGAGAGAGGAGGCACGUGGCGAGAGGAAAGUCGAGCGGGAAGCAGGCGAGGCCGGUUCAACGAUCUCCCGUGCGGCGGCAGUGGAGAACGUUGCUCUGCGCAUCUUGCACGAAUGGGUAUUCAAGUCCGGAAAUCGGCCAAGGGGAUACCAUGUGGCUUUCCAGUACUGGAUGGAAUCCUUUGCGACGGACAUUGCGCGUGCCAUGUGGUACGGCGAGGAGUGGUGCGAGGUUGUCAGUCCGGCGAUUUGCGCGCACACGAUAGAUCUGUCCAUGGACCUACCGCUUUGGUUCGCCGGCGCCAACAUCGAGGACAGACCAGAGGACGACGACAUGGCGGCGCACCAAGAGUCCAUCGUCAUCCGCGUCGCGUAUGCAUUUCGCGCGGCCGUGCAAAUGGGGGCGCUCAUCGACGGCGAGUUCAUCUCGCAUGAUCGUCUUUCUCGGAUGGCUGAUUGCUUCAGGCUGUUGUUGGCGGCGUGCAUGUGGAUAAUGCGCAUGGCGGGAGACGAUCCGCGCAGCCACUACGAGGUUUUCUACUUCGCGGACCUCGUGGCGAAGCCCACACUCAUCGCGGCCAUGCAUCGCUCCUUCGAUCAUCGACGAUCCGUCGUCCGCGCCGCGAAAGUCGUCACAGACAGGCUAGGGAAAGCGACCGCUACGUUCGGACAGUACCCCAACUACAUACCUCAAUGGGCGCCCUGCGGCAUUGCUUUCAGGCACGACGCGAGCAUAACGGGGCCGGAGGAUGCAAAGAAGCUAGAUUGGUUGGGUUCGGGCCCCCUUGAUGAUGACAACAACGACGAUGGGAAAAAUGACGCGUAGGGGGGGGGAGGCUGGGGCUGAUGGUUGGCUGGGGAGGAAGACGGAUGGGAUGGGAGCGGAGGUUUGGCUGCUUCUAUGGACUCGC
Chara braunii is the source of this 1333-nucleotide messenger RNA. The record is from the annotation of a GenBank genome assembly. NCBI's taxonomy places the organism in Eukaryota, Viridiplantae, Streptophyta, Charophyceae, Charales, Characeae.